AUGCCCGGCGGCGGCGACUUCGGAAAGAAGAAAGACGCUAAGAAAGAGAAGCCAAAGUAUGAACCACCCGUUGAGGCCAAGUUCGGCAAGAAGCGCAGAAAGGGACCCGACACUGCUGUCAAAUUGCCCAAUGUAUAUCCUACAACCCGCUGUAAAUUGAAGCUUUUGAAGUUAGAGCGUAUCAAGGACCACUUAUUGUUGGAGGAGGAAUUCAUUGCAAAUCAAGAAGCAUUCCAGCCCACUGAAGCAAAGCAAGCCGAGGAGCGUGACAAAGUUGAUGAGUUGCGUGGCUACCCAAUGUCUAUUGGUACAUUAGAAGAGAUCAUCGAUGAUGACCAUGCAAUUGUGUCGAGCACAGCAGGAUCCGAAUACUACGUUUCCAUCAUGUCAUUUGUGGACAAGGGCUUGUUGGAGCCUGGCUGCUCGGUUCUUUUGCAUCAUAAAACCGUUUCUGUUGUUGGUGUUUUGCUGGACGAAGCCGACCCCAUGGUAUCUGUCAUGAAGUUGGACAAGUCGCCCAAGGAGUCUUACGCAGACAUUGGUGGUUUGGAGUCGCAGAUCCAAGAAAUAAAAGAAGCUGUUGAGUUGCCGUUGACACAUCCAGAAUUGUAUGAGGAAAUGGGUAUCAAGCCUCCUAAGGGUGUCAUUCUAUAUGGUGCCCCUGGUACUGGAAAGACUCUAUUAGCCAAGGCGGUAGCAAACCAAACGAGCGCUACAUUUUUGAGAAUUGUGGGCUCAGAAUUGAUUCAGAAAUAUUUGGGUGACGGACCUCGUUUGUGUCGCCAAAUCUUUCAAAUCGCAGGUGAAUUGGCACCAUCCAUUGUUUUUAUUGACGAGAUCGAUGCUAUUGGAACGAAGCGUUACGAAUCAACCUCUGGAGGAGAGAGAGAGAUUCAGAGAACUAUGUUGGAAUUGUUGAAUCAACUAGAUGGUUUCGAUGACAGAGGUGACAUCAAGGUCAUCAUGGCUACAAACAAAAUCGAGUCGUUGGACCCUGCUUUGAUUAGACCGGGAAGAAUAGAUAGAAAAAUCUUAUUCGAGAACCCCGACUCCAACACAAAGAAGAAAAUCUUGUUGAUUCAUACAUCGAAAAUGAAUUUGGCAAGUGAUGUUAAUCUUGAUGAGCUUGUCACAUCCAAGGAUGACUUAUCGGGAGCUGAUAUCAAGGCCAUGUGUACUGAAGCUGGUCUUUUGGCUUUGAGAGAGCGUAGAAUGCAAGUGAAGGCAGAGGACUUCAAAACAGCCAAGGAGCGCGUCCUCAAAAACAAGGUUGAAGAGAACUUAGAGGGCUUGUAUUUGUAG
This is a messenger RNA of Australozyma saopauloensis, 1302 nucleotides long. RefSeq names its product proteasome regulatory particle base subunit (gene RPT2). Gene Ontology annotation, molecular function: ATP binding; proteasome-activating activity; ATP hydrolysis activity. Gene Ontology annotation, cellular component: proteasome regulatory particle, base subcomplex. The coding region runs from base 1 to 1302 and encodes 433 amino acids. The transcript has a single exon. The record is from RefSeq and is a predicted model, not a curated record. Lineage: Eukaryota; Fungi; Ascomycota; Pichiomycetes; Serinales; Metschnikowiaceae. Gene Ontology annotation, biological process: proteasome-mediated ubiquitin-dependent protein catabolic process.